Molecule: messenger RNA, 1360 nt
Organism: Sorghum bicolor (sorghum)
Lineage: Eukaryota; Viridiplantae; Streptophyta; Magnoliopsida; Poales; Poaceae
Product: MADS-box transcription factor 3
Exons: 9
Coding region: 144-956 (270 amino acids)
Biological process (GO): positive regulation of transcription by RNA polymerase II
Cellular component (GO): nucleus
Molecular function (GO): DNA-binding transcription factor activity, RNA polymerase II-specific; protein dimerization activity; RNA polymerase II cis-regulatory region sequence-specific DNA binding
Source: RefSeq, a predicted model, not a curated record
CAUCACCUCACAUACCUUCCCCUCUCUUCCUUCCUCAGCACCACCACCACCUCCCCUUUAAUACCUCACCCUCCUCCUCUUCCCCUUCCCUGCUCCUCUCCCCUCAUAUCCUCUUCCAAUUCCCUCCCUGGAUCUCUUCCUGCAUGCAGAGAGGCACUGCCGCACCACCACCACCACCACCCAUGCUCAACAUGAUGACUGAUCUGAGCUGCCGGCCGUCGGAGGUGACAGAGCAGCUGGCGGCGCCGACGGGCUCCGGCGACAAGCAGGGGAGGGGCAAGAUCGAGAUCAAGCGCAUCGAGAACACCACGAACCGGCAGGUCACCUUCUGCAAGCGCCGCAACGGCCUCCUCAAGAAGGCGUACGAGCUCUCGGUGCUCUGCGACGCCGAGGUCGCGCUCAUCGUCUUCUCCAGCCGCGGCCGCCUCUACGAGUACGCCAACAACAGUGUGAAGUCCACCAUUGAGAGGUACAAGAAGGCCAACAGUGACACCUCCAACUCUGGCACAGUUGCAGAAGUCAGUGCCCAGCACUACCAGCAGGAGUCCUCCAAGCUGCGCCAGACUAUCAGUAGCUUGCAAAACGCAAACAGUAGGACCAUAGUGGGAGAUUCAAUCCACACCAUGAGCCUCAGGGAUCUUAAGCAGCUGGAGGGCAGGCUGGAGAAAGGCAUAAGCAAGAUUAGAGCUAGAAAGAAUGAGCUGUUAUAUGCUGAAGUUGACUAUAUGCAAAAAAGGGAGAUGGAUCUGCAGACUGACAACAUGUACCUGAGGAGCAAGAUCGCUGAGAAUAAUGAAACGGGGCAGCCGGCGAUGAACAUGAUGGGAGUGCCAUCGACAAGCGAAUACGAGCACAUGGUCCCUUUUGACUCGAGAAACUUUCUUCAAGUGAACAUCAUGCAGCAGCCUCAGCACUACUCCCAUCAGCUGCAACCAACAACCCUGCAACUCGGAUGACGAAAUUAAUUACCUGAAGAUGAAUCUGCGGCCAAUGAUCCAUGCACGCGAGCAUGCAGUUAUAUCAUGUGUCCAAUCGAGAUCAAGAAUCUACUCUACGUUUGUAUAAUUAUUAUUAAUAAUCGUGAUUAGUACAACUGUCAGCAGUAUGUGUGUGACAACUCUACAUAUAUGUUGUGUGGCUGUACGGCGAGGUCUUUUGCGACAACAUUUGCAGCAGCAGCAGCAUUUGGUGUUGUUCAUCGAUCGAUCGCAAAAAUUAAGCUUGCCACCACUGUGUGUGCAUUUGUACGUGUUAAUUCAGCUGCUGUAUCUGUUAAUUGCACCCUCCAUUAGAACGCACGCGUAUGCAUACUUAUACUUAUUUAUGUAUAUGAGAUUUGUGUGUGUUAUAUAUAUUGCAA